Messenger RNA from Babesia ovata, 1590 nucleotides. RefSeq names its product endonuclease exonuclease phosphatase family protein. Lineage: Eukaryota; Apicomplexa; Aconoidasida; Piroplasmida; Babesiidae. The transcript has a single exon. Gene Ontology annotation, molecular function: 3'-5'-RNA exonuclease activity. Gene Ontology annotation, cellular component: mitochondrion. The coding region runs from base 1 to 1590 and encodes 529 amino acids. The record is from RefSeq and is a predicted model, not a curated record. Gene Ontology annotation, biological process: nuclear-transcribed mRNA catabolic process, deadenylation-dependent decay.
AUGACAGUCGUUCCCACCACAGCAGAAGAUUACUCGAUAUCUUUUCUGACGAAUAUGUUCAAGCCUAUUGAAGAGGGUAGAACACUAGAAGAAGUAACACAAAACACUUCUUUCCUCUCUAUCAAUGAUACGCUCAUACAAGUAUAUACGAAUGUAUUCACUAUCCAGGAGGUUAGAGUGGGGCCAAGAGCGAUGAUAGGUUGCCCGGUGUCACUGCAUAUAAAUUCAGAAGGGAAUUGGAGAAAUGCUGUGCAUGUGGAAUGGCUCGAUGAAAAAGGACAUGUACUGCAUCACGGCCCAAUUUACGUGCCUUCUGGGGAUAUGGAACACCGUCAUAUAAAAGCUAGGGUAUCGCAUAAACAAUUAAGGUGGAAUGUCCUCGAUUCCAAUUACUGUGAAGUAUUCGACAUACCCAAAAACCGAUGGCAACAAGAGCGAAUCGCGGCUUUCAACGCGGCUCCAGUGAAAAGGUCUCUCUCACCUUUACAGAACAACCUAAGGGACAUGCGUGUUAUGUCCUUUAACAUACUCUCUCCGACAUACGUCUCAAAUGAAGAAGCGAUAGAUCGGUUCUUUCCGUACUGUGCUCCAGAGUGGUUGGAUAGCAGCUUCCGCAACCCCCUUAUCCUCAGAGAGAUACUUUUGGUUAAUCCGCAGAUUCUUUGUCUUCAGGAGUGCUCCACAAGUGCCUAUCGCGAUUACAUGGAGCCUGUGCUGAGUCAGAACUACGACUCCUGGCUAAACAUAAAAAAUCAAGCCUCCGACGAGGGUUGCUGCAUUUUCAUGCAGAAGGGGAUAUUUGAGACCUUGGAGGUGCGAAGCAUCCCAUUCAAAGAGGAAAUUCGAAAACCGGAGUAUCGAGAGGUGUUGACAAAUAUAGGGGCGGCCAACUGGUUGAAUUAUGACCAAGAGUCGUAUUUCAGCAGAUAUCACACAAUAUUCCAAAUGGGUUGUUUCAGGAACAAAUUGGAUGAUGGUGGCAGUGUUCUGUUUCUAGCAAAUACCCACCUAUACUUUCAUCCUCACGGCCGCCAUAUACGUCUACUGCAAGCUUAUGUAAUGCUUAACGAGCUUGAGCGUUUCAAACAACAGUGCAGUAAGAAAUACGCUUUUGAUGUGAACCUCGAGUCGAGUACCAUAAUUUGUGGAGACUUCAAUUCGUUCAGUACGGAGGGAACCUUCCAGCUAAUAAUGAAUGGGUGGGUGCCAUAUAAUCAUGUAGAUUUUGAUUAUGGUCUCAAAUUUGGAUAUGAAAGGUUCGACCCAAACGAUCACAAUACUAAGUUCCCUCGAGGGAGGCAAGAGGAGGAUGCAAACCAUCGGUCGGAGACAAAAGAGCGUUUGGUGGUUGCCAACUGCACCGGAUACCAGGAUGCAUAUGGAGGGCAAGAACUACCAUUCACAAACUUUGUCAAGACGUUCAGCGGCACUCUGGAUUAUAUCUUCCAUUCCAAGAAUCUGCAGGUAGGCUUUGUAUGUAAAUACGUUAGAGAAAAUAAUGCGCCUCCCGAUACUCAUGUAAAUGCGUACCAGCACAUGAUGCAUGGACUACGAAAUGAUCAUGCCACCCGGGAUCACUGCGUGGUCUAG